AUGGGGAAGUCAGAUUUCCUCAGCCCCAAGGCGAUCGCCAACCGCAUCAAGUCCAAGGGGCUGCAGAAGCUGCGCUGGUACUGCCAGAUGUGCCAGAAGCAAUGCCGCGAUGAGAAUGGCUUCAAAUGUCAUUGCAUGUCUGAGUCCCACCAGAGGCAGUUGCUGCUGGCUUCUGAAAAUCCUCAGCAAUUCAUGGAUUACUUCUCCGAGGAAUUUCGAAAUGAUUUCCUUGAAUUGCUCAGGAGACGAUUUGGAACAAAGAGAGUCCACAACAACAUUGUGUACAAUGAAUACAUCAGCCAUCGAGAGCACAUCCACAUGAAUGCCACACAGUGGGAGACACUGACUGAUUUUACCAAGUGGCUGGGGAGAGAAGGUCUUUGCAAGGUUGAUGAGACUCCAAAAGGUUGGUACAUCCAGUACAUUGACAGGGACCCAGAGACCAUUCGCAGGCAACAAGAGCAAGAAAGGAAGAAGAAACAGGACCUUGAUGAUGAAGAAAAAACUGCUAAAUUCAUUGAACAACAAGUUAGAAGAGGUUUGGAGGGGAAAGAACUGGAAAAACCAGUCUAUACUGAACUGAACAGAGAAAAUGAAGAGGAAAAAGUUACAUUUAAUUUAAACAAAGGAGCAAGUACUUCAUGUGCAGCAUCUUCUAAAACCAGCAGUGUCCUUGGACCAAGUGCACUGAAGAUGGUGGAGGGGACAGUUAAAAGGAAAGAAUCAGCUCAUAGCUCUGGUCAGCCCAAAGAGAAGAAGAAGAAAUCUGCACUGGAUGAGAUUAUGGAGCUUGAAGAGGAGAAGAAAAGAACAUCUCGAAGAGACUACUGGUUACAGCCCGAAAUCAUUGUAAAAAUUGUAACCAAGAAGCUUGGAGAGAAGUACCACAAGAAGAAGGCAGUUGUUAAGGAAGUGAUUGACAAAUACACAGCAGUCGUGAAGGUGAUUGACUCUGGGGACAAACUGAAGCUUGAUCAGACACAUCUAGAAACUGUAAUACCAGCACCAGGUACAGCUGUGAUGGUGCUCAAUGGUGGAUACAGGGGAAAUGAAGGUAUCUUGGAAUCCAUCAAUGAGAAGAGGUUCUCAGUGACAAUCACCAUUGACUCUGGACCUUUAAAAGGACGCAGAGUUGAAGAUAUCCUGUAUGAAGACGUUUCCAAACUCGCCUGA
Molecule: messenger RNA, 1173 nt
Organism: Acanthisitta chloris (rifleman)
Lineage: Eukaryota; Metazoa; Chordata; Aves; Passeriformes; Acanthisittidae
Gene: KIN
Product: Kin17 DNA and RNA binding protein
Exons: 13
Coding region: 1-1173 (390 amino acids)
Biological process (GO): DNA replication; DNA damage response
Cellular component (GO): nucleus
Molecular function (GO): double-stranded DNA binding
Source: RefSeq, a predicted model, not a curated record